GAGAUCUUCAGCUACCUAUAUAUAUAUUUUUUUUUUUUUUUCCGCUUGAUCUUAUUUUAUUCCGGCAGCACGUAUCUCCACCCCUCCUCCCUCCUCCCCCCUCCCUCUCCAGGUUGAUCGGCUGAAAUGAGGCUUUGCGCGCUGAUCCCUUCUCGGGCUUUAAAACAAAACCCGGCCCGGCGCAGCCGGCAGCGGCUCGGGGCGCCUCGGCGCUGAAGCGAGGCAGGAUACCGCGGAGCGGGGCGGCGGCUCCCGCGGAAACUUCGCUGGGAAAAUAAACCUCCACCACUUUCCUGGAGAUCCACGUGAGAACAGGAAAGCCCGACUGCAAGAUCUCAGCGCUGCUGCUGCUGCCUGCUGCAAUUUUACUUUUUGUUUGCCUUGAUUUUUUUUUUUUCUGUUUGUUUGUUUGUUCUUACUUUCAUUUUGGAACCGGUUCCCAGCUGCUUGGCUGAACUUCUGGAGACCAAUGGACUUCUUAUAUUGCCUUCCUCUGUUUUAAACAAACUACGGACGCUUAAACUUUUCUCUUUCCCCCUCCCCCUCGCUCCUUAACCCCCACCCGUCAGCUCAUGGGGCUAACACUGCGAAGCAGCCGCAGCAGAGGGAGAAAUACACAGGCACUGAUUUAUUUUCCCGUCUCCUAAAUUGCAGUUAAUUCUUCUCAUCGUCCUCCUCAUCACCCAUUCUCUCGAGCUUUUUUGGCUGCCGGGUGUCGAUCUGUGCAUUGUUUUAUCUGAUCUCCAUUCUUUUGUUGUUGUUGUUUAAAUGCCAUGCACUGCUUAUCUAGAGAGAAAGCUAUAUGGAGAUAGAGGCAUAUAGUGAAUGCGCGUGUGUUUCUAUAAGACUAUCCAGGGAGCGGAUCAGAAGCAACCCGGAUCCUGACCCUGACUGUAUGAAUAAGUAAGCAGGAUGCUGACGACUGUGUGUUAGUUGCCUGUAAGGUUUUCGUAAGUUAAAGGGGGACGGAGGAGGUGGGGGGACACACACGCACACACAGACCAGAGACAGAGCUUAGAGUAAGUGUUUGUGCGGAGGAGGGGGAAGCUCUGACACUUUUCUCUGCUCCCUCCAGCAUAGCUGCUGCCUCCCAUCACCAGCGCUCCGCGGUUUGCUCCAGUGCACCCCACCACCCCCACCCUCGCUCCCUUUUCUUUCCUUCCUCCGUUCUUUCUCUUUCCCCCUCUCCCCGUGGUAGUUUGCUGAUGUGCAGCCCGGAUCCAUCUUCUGGCAGCAGCAGCAGCAGCGGGACCGGGCGCAGCGGGGCGCGGGCCGGGCGCGGAGCGGGACGCGGGCAGCGGCCGCCGCCGCCUCCUCCUCCUCCGCGGGAAGUUUGGCUGGGGUUUGACAGAGGCGAGGGGACGCCCUGACAGACAGGAUCUCCCGGCCUGAGUCCUCCCCCUGCGCCCACCCACACACCCAGCGACUUCUCCCCGGCGAGGUGGCGGGCUGGGGGCAGGAGGGGCAGCGGCGCUCAUGCUCCUCACUCUGUGUUGCACCCGCCUGACUGGGGCUACCUAGGGAGCACCGUCUCUCGGAAGAGCCUCCAGGUGGAGAAGGAAAAAAAAAAAACAAACCCUCAGCCCAACCCCCCCUUCCCCCUUCCCUCCCCCCCCCCCCCCCCCGCCCCAAACCCCUGUGGUUCCUCCGUCCCUUACCCUCCUUUCCCAAGCCGGCGUGGACAGCUGAACCGGCCGCCUAAUUCAUCCGCACCCUGCCCACCACCUCUCUGCCCGAGGGAGGAUGAAAAUGCUUUGCUGGAGGAUGGCACUGUGGCUGGCCGGGUGGACUGUCUGUGGGAAGCCUUCCUCCUGCUCUGGCCUUGAUUAUGACUACACUUACGAUUUCACUGAAGAGGAUAAAGCUGAGGCGAUAGAUUAUAAGGAUCCUUGCAAAGCCGCUGUCUUUUGGGGAGAUAUUGCCUUAGAUGAUGAAGACUUAAAAAUCUUUCAAAUUGACAGGACGAUUGACCUUACGCAGCACUCCAACGAAAGACUUGGCCAUAACACAGGUGGCUUUGCAGAAUAUGGGAUGUCAAAAAAACGAGGUGCCCUCUAUCAGCUUAUAGACAGGAUAAGAAGAUUUGGCUCUGGCUUUGAGCAAAAUAAUACAUCUAAAGGAAGAGCUACUGUAAAAUUCUCAGGGAAAAAUGAGAAAAACCGAUUUCCCAGAGCUGCUACAUCACGAACAGAAAGAAUAUGGCCAGGGGGUGUCAUUCCAUAUGUAAUAGGUGGAAAUUUCACUGGCACCCAGCGAGCCAUGUUCAAACAAGCUAUGCGGCACUGGGAAAAGUACACAUGUGUUACAUUUAUUGAACGAACUGAUGAAGAAAGUUAUAUUGUAUUUACGUACAGACCAUGUGGGUGCUGUUCUUAUGUGGGUCGAAGGGGAAAUGGUCCGCAGGCUAUAUCUAUUGGCAAGAACUGUGAUAAAUUUGGUAUAGUUGUCCAUGAGUUGGGUCAUGUGAUAGGUUUUUGGCAUGAGCAUACACGACCAGACCGUGAUGACCACGUCACCAUCAUUAGAGAAAACAUCCAGCCUGGUCAGGAAUACAACUUCUUGAAGAUGGAGCCUGGAGAGGUGAACUCCCUUGGGGAACCAUACGACUUUGACAGCAUUAUGCACUAUGCCAGGAACACCUUCUCAAGGGGCAUGUUUCUGGAUACCAUUCUCCCUUCCCGUGAUGAUAAUGGUAUACGACCUGCCAUUGGCCAGCGUACUCGUCUAAGUAAAGGAGAUAUUGCACAGGCAAGAAAGCUGUAUAGAUGUCCAGCCUGUGGAGAAACACUACAGGAAUCUACAGGCAACUUUUCUUCUCCAGGAUUUCCAAACGGUUAUCCUUCCUACACACACUGCAUAUGGAGAAUCUCUGUGACCCCAGGGGAGAAGAUUGUUUUAAACUUCACCACCAUGGACCUUUACAAGAGCAGUCUCUGUUGGUACGACUAUAUUGAAGUGAGAGAUGGCUACUGGAGAAAAUCACCUCUGCUUGGCAGGUUUUGUGGUGACAAACUGCCAGAAGUCCUCGCAUCCUCUGACAGCAGGAUGUGGAUCGAGUUCCGCAGCAGCAGCAACUGGGUUGGGAAAGGUUUUGCAGCAAUUUAUGAAGCUAUCUGUGGAGGUGAAAUCCACAAAAACGAAGGCCAGAUCCAGUCUCCCAAUUAUCCUGAUGACUACAGACCAAUGAAGGAAUGUGUGUGGAAAAUAACAGUGUCAGAAAACUACAAUGUAGGAUUAACCUUUCAAGCAUUUGAGAUUGAAAGACAUGACAACUGUGCAUAUGACUACUUGGAAAUUCGAGAUGGAACAAACGAGAACAGUCCUUUAAUUGGACACUUUUGCGGCUAUGACAAGCCAGAAGACAUUAGAUCUACCUCUAAUACUCUGUGGAUGAAGUUUGUUUCUGAUGGAACUGUUAACAAAGCAGGGUUUGCAGCUAACUUUUUUAAAGAGGAAGAUGAAUGUGCCAAACCUGACAAUGGUGGCUGUGAGCAGCGCUGCGUAAAUACUCUGGGCAGCUACCAGUGCGCCUGUGAUCCUGGCUAUGAACUUGGUCCUGACAAAAAGAGUUGUGAAGCUGCUUGCGGAGGACUCCUGACAAAGCUAAAUGGGACUAUAACCACACCAGGGUGGCCCAAAGAGUAUCCUCCAAACAAAAACUGUGUGUGGCAGGUGGUUGCCCCGACGCAAUACAGAAUUUCAAUGAAGUUUGAGUUUUUUGAGUUAGAAGGGAAUGAAGUUUGCAAAUACGAUUAUGUGGAGAUUCGUAGUGGCCUUUCUUCUGACUCUAAACUACAUGGUAAAUUCUGCGGUACUGAAGUGCCUGAAGUUAUCACCUCUCAGUACAACAACAUGCGAAUUGAGUUCAGAUCUGACAACACUGUGUCAAAAAAAGGCUUCAAGGCACACUUCUUCUCAGACAAGGAUGAGUGUUCAAAGGACAAUGGUGGCUGUCAGCACGAGUGCAUCAACACAGUAGGAAGCUAUGUUUGCCAGUGCCGAAAUGGAUUUGUGCUACAUGAAAACAAGCAUGACUGCAAGGAGGCUGAGUGUGAACAGAAGAUCCACAGUCCCAACGGCAUCAUCACGAGUCCCAACUGGCCUGACAAGUAUCCCAGUAGAAAGGAGUGCACGUGGGAAAUCAGUGCCACCCCUGGGCAGAGGGUCAAACUGACCUUCAACGAAUUUGAGAUAGAACAACAUCAAGAAUGUGCUUACGACCACUUGGAAGUGUUUGAUGGUGAAAGUGAAAAAUCACCAAUUCUGGGACGCUUAUGCGGCAAUAAGAUACCAGAUCCUCUUAUGGCUACUGGCAACAAAAUGUUUCUCCGCUUUAUUUCUGAUGCAUCAGUUCAAAGAAAAGGCUUCCAAGCAACGCACUCUACAGAGUGUGGUGGUCGGCUGAAAGCUGAAACCAAGCCCAAAGAUCUGUACUCCCAUGCUCAGUUUGGUGAUAACAACUACCCGGUUCAGGCAGACUGUGACUGGCUCCUGGUGGCAGAGCGCAGCCAUCGAGUCGAGUUAAUGUUUCAGACUUUUGAGGUUGAAGAAGAGGCAGACUGUGGCUACGAUUACGUGGAGCUCUUUGAUGGUCAUGAUAAGACAGCUGUGAGACUUGGCCGAUUUUGUGGGUCUGGGCCACCAGAAGAAAUUUAUUCAGCAGGGGAAGCUCUUUUACUUCACUUUCACACUGAUGAUACAAUCAACAAGAAAGGAUUUCAUAUACGAUACAGAAGUAUAAAAUAUCCAGAUAGUGUGCACACCAAAAAAUAACACAAGAACCUCUAUGCCAGAAAAGAAGUGAGAAAGAAAGAACGCACAGUGGAAAGGAAGGAUGGCGUGUCUUUUUUUUUAACUGAAGUUAGUAGCACAAAUGUUUUGUAUGAGUUCAGUUGAAACGACAACUUAUAAGACCAGAGACUGAAAUAAAAUUAAAAAAACUAAAUCACCUAUCCCAGUGGAAUAGACAAGAUGAUGAUAUGCAGGCUCCAUACGUGACUGUCUCUGCAAAGCUUGUGAAAGGACUUCGCAUGCAGGGAGAACAUAAAAGCUUUUGUUCGUGGUUUGACAUUUGUCAUAGAUAGAGUGCAGAUUCUGUCAGUCGCAUUCAGGGGAAGUGACCCUGCAGACCGUUCUUCCUUCUGACAAUUGUAUGGUGUCCAGGAGGAAAAAAAGUUCUUUCAGGUCACACACUCAAAAUACUGUCCUUAGGUCUAGUUGCUCUGACUUUGUAUCCUGCAUAUGGUGUGUACAAGUACUUGAAAGAAGAUAUGGAAUGGGAAGGUCUUUCUGCAUUGUUCUGUAUUUUUUAAAAAUUCAUCUGUCAUAUCAGGUUAUCAGUGUUUUGAAACUGGAAAAUCCUCCUUCUGAAACAUAACUGAUCUUUAGAGUAUUUUGUUUUACUAAUGACUGAAAAGUCUGAACUGUUACAUUAGUCAUCACUAGUUGACCAAUCACUAGCUGACUGAAUCUGAACAGUGUAAGCAUCUGAAAAUGUUUGGUUUACUGGUUAAGUAAGCUAUCUCUGAUGAUGUGCUCUUAUUUUGCACUGAACACAGAAAGAGACUGAGAUGAAAACCUGUCCCGAAUCAAAAUCUGUAUCCAUGAGAAACAGAAGUAGUCAAGGAUCAUCUGAAACUCCUCCUACUGAAUUUUUUUUUUUAGUAGUACAUUUGGAACCACUACUAAGCUUUAUUUCUUUGGACCUCUUUGUGAAUGACUUAAUUGUCUGGUUUAGCUAAUCAGAAAUGAAGACGUAGUAGUAUCUAAGAGGGAGGUUUCCCAAAGAGGGUUUUUUUCUCGGAGUGAGGGUAUCUGUGAUGGUGAAAAAAGCAAACCAAAACAAGAGACCCAGGAUUUAUUUGUUAUCAAGAGUGAAUUCCUAUGGUGCUAUUCCAUGAACAUUAAAAACAAAAACAAACCAAGAAGUUUUAGACUUUUGAGCCAACAGCUUGCAGAUCAUGAAUGUCUCACUACGCCUGGCUGCAUCUGGAGAAGGAAGGCUUUACUGCUCCAAGGAAGAGCGGGUUGCAACAGCAGCGCUAGUCCUGUGGAACAACUACUACUAUUGCCUUAGAAUCCUCGCACACGGUCAGACAGAUCUUCCUGUAGAUUCACCUCUAAUUUGAUGCAUAAUUCGACAAUGGACUUCGCAUAUGCUAACAAAAGGAUCUUCAAGUGAAAGCCCCAUCUGCAGAGCAAGAUCAUCUGCUGUAAAUACAGUGACCUGCUUUUGAUGUAGAGAUAUGUUAUGUUUAGAACUGAGAUAUUCUAUGUGCUUUAGGCCAUACAUGGGCUUUAGUCAUAAUGUACAUGCAUUAUGUAAGUAUUGUAUGAAUGAGUGCUCCAGGGGAGUGAGAGGUAUUGUAUGGGUGAAAAUUGAAUUGUUUCUUUAUGUGCCAAGUUCUAUCAGGACCCUGUUUGACUGUAGCAACUUUUCUUUAAAGGCUUCAUAGACAGAUAACAAGGACUUCUAGUUGGCAAGAAACAUGUUUAAACGAAGUAUUAUGUUUCACUUACAAGAAAUAUUAUUUUGAUAUCCUUUGAUGUAAGUUGCUACUCAGAUUAGCUUAGUUUCUGUUACCUUACUAUGAACAUACAUUGGCACUAAUAAAUCUGAUCUUUUUUUUAUAAAAAUAAAAACCAA
Phalacrocorax carbo (great cormorant) is the source of this 6646-nucleotide messenger RNA. Lineage: Eukaryota; Metazoa; Chordata; Aves; Suliformes; Phalacrocoracidae. The record is from RefSeq and is a predicted model, not a curated record.